GCUCCGCGUCGCGGCAGGUGGAUCAGUUCCUUUUUCUUUUUUUAUCUUUCCUGGACGGUGUACGUUCUCCCAUUGUUUUCGAGAGCGAUACAUACAAUACUUGACAGGGUGUAUCGAAGUGCUCUUUAUCGGAAACUUGAUUCGCGAUCUUAAAAGCCACGAGUAUAGUGUCAGCGUGGAUAAGAGAGAAAUGACGAUUCGGAAAAAGAACUUGUGAUAGAUGCAACAAUUGCAUCGAUUUUGUAUCGCUAGAUAGAGGUUAUAUAUGCAAAACAUUUUUCGGAAGUACAUGCAUGAUAGCUCGUGGCUGCAGCAAAGUGAAAAGCGAAAUAAUGCCGCCGUCGUCGCAUACGAAUUGGACUAAACCCCUCCUAAAGAAUGGACAGAUGAUGCAACUGCAAGCAAAGCGUACAACUUGCUCGACACAGAAUCAGAAUUCGAAUGGUAGUAGCACGGAACACAGUGGUAUUCCACUUGACAGAAGAAUCAAAGUUGUUUUAGUAGGCGAUGGUGCCGUUGGGAAAACCAGUCUGGUUGUCUCUUAUUCAACAAACGGUUUCCCAGGAGAAUAUGUACCUACUGCUUUCGAUAAUUAUAAUGUGGUUGUUAAUGUCGAUGGUCAACCAGUAAAUGUUCAGCUAUGUGAUACAGCAGGUCAAGAUGACUUUGAUCCUCUAAGGUCAUUAUGUUAUCCAGAAACAGAUGUGUUCCUAGUCUGCUUCAGUGUUGUAUGUCCUUCUUCUUAUCAUAGUGUAACUUCUCGAUGGGUAAAUGAAGUACGAAAAUAUUGCCCUAAUGCACCAAUCAUUUUGGUAGGCACAAAGAGUGAUUUAAGAUCAGACGUACAUCUUAUGUUACAAUUAGCAAGAUAUGGUCAAACACCAAUUACAAGUUCACAGGGUCAUCAAUUAGCUCAAAAAGUUGGAGCUGUAAGUUACGUGGAAACAUCUGCAUUAACUCAACAUGAUCUUAAAGAAGCAUUUGACCAAGCAAUAGUUAGUGCUCUUAACACGAGAAGAGGUGGUACUAGUUUAUUAUAUAGACGUAGAAAACCUUUACCAUUAUGGCGCAGAUGGUUAUGUUGUUGCAAAAGAUCUUCUAGUGGUGCAUAAAUAUUGAUUAAUUAGACUCUCUAGAGUAUUCUCUGUGAUCAAGUGCGACUACUUUGUUAUCAGAAUUUUUUAAUUUCUCUGAGUAUCUCAGCAAUAUAAUUCUACGAUUUUACUUAAAAAAUAUGCAAACUUUCCAUGUUUUUGCCAAACUCUGAGAUUAUUAUUAGAUUACUUUUCUAAAAUUUCAAUAGACUAUACUUGAGUAAUAGUUUUUUGAAUUGGUUAACCCCUUGUCUUACGAUUUAAGUUCCAACAGCGUGUGCCGUAACCAUCGACAGGAUCAGUCAGACUGAGUGUUCGAAGUUAUACAAGAUAUAACUAAUUUUAUGUUGCAAGAUGUUUCAUAAAUAAUUACUACCAAUUGAGCAUUAAACAAGAUUCUUAAAGGUAUCUUUUUAAUAUUUUUCAAAAAAAUAUAUCUGCACGUCCGAAUGCGGCCAAGAAAAAAACAUGUUCGACGAGUCUAACUCGUGUUUCUUAUGUUUGGCCCGAAAAACGUACCACGAGCCCAGCUCGACGUUAUAGGUUAAGGGGUUAAUAAUUCUAUAUAUACAUUCUACUUUUUUCAUUAGUUAAAUCUUUCUAUUUUCUAAAAUAUAUAAAACACAGUUUUCUAUUUUCUUGUACAGAUAUAAAAUUUAUAUUCUGAUAGCUAAGCCGUACGCCAUUCAUAAAAUUCCUGAAGCCAGAUAUGGCAUAAUUUAUUAUAACAUUAAUCAUAUUUUUGUUACUAGCAUGUAAUUGGCUACUUGCCUAUUGUGAUUUUUCCUUUAUUGAUAGGAACAUUAAUUUUAGAAUUUAAAACAAAUCAUUGCCGCGUUAUAUUAUUAUUAUUAUUAUAUAAUAUGCACUAUAUUUAACAUUUUAAACAGUUUUUCAUGCUGCAAAGAUUCUAUAAAAUAGGAAUCCUGAUACAAUUUUUCCAAAUAUCAACUCUUUACAUUCUUACAUUACAAUCAAGCUGUGUUAUUUAUUAGAAAACAAUAUGUUAAUGAAUAUUAUAUAUUAUUCGAAAAUUUUUACUUGAAAUGAUAGAAUGUAAAGAGUUACAAAUUUCAUUUACAUCAUUAAUACAUCACGAUACGUACGUCACAUUGAAAUUGUAAUAUUACAUUGUUAUUAUACAUAUAAAUCAAAUUAAUUAUUUAAAAACACAUUUUUAUUAUGAUAUAUAUACUUCGUAAGCAAUUUAUCUAUUUACAAGCAAGUUCUUUCUAUAUAUGUGAAGCAUAAUACUGAACUAAUAUUCAAAACCUUUCUGUGAAAUAUUAAAAAAUAAUAUUGAACAUGUUAGUGAGCGCUGUGAUUAUAAAAUUUAAAUUUUGUCAAAUUCUAUAAUUUUUAUACAUAAAACAUAAGAAGGUACAAGACUGUUGAAAAGUCUUAAUCCACUUCUAAAUCAUAUCAUAAAUUAGUUCAAUUAAAUUUGAAGUGAAUUUAUGUUCAAUAAAUGCAAAUAUUAUCUAUCUAGAUUUUUCAGUUCUAACCAUUACUUUUGAGAAACAGUAAAGUUAGAAUAAUAAAAGAAUUAAAAAGAGAGAAAGAAUAAAGACUAACCUAAAGGUAAAAGCAUAAUGUUUAUAUUUACAGUAUCGUCGUUUAUAAUUCGUAUAAAUAUUUCAGAAACUUCCCUUGUUAAGAGUUUUAACAUAUUUAAGUUUUGUAUCUUCUACUAAUUGUAGGGAGGAAAAGUAUUAAAACAUGAUUUUAUAAAUAUCUUUAAAUAAUAUGUGAGAAAAUAUUUAGAUUAAUUAUUGUUAGAAAAAUGCUUUCAUAACGUUAUUUCUUUAAGAUUAAUAUAACAUUCUUACAAUCAAAUACUGUAAUGACAUCUUGUACAUUUCUGCCUAUUGUGAU
This is a messenger RNA of Bombus impatiens (common eastern bumble bee), 2969 nucleotides long. Its product is annotated as ras-related C3 botulinum toxin substrate 1. Gene Ontology annotation, biological process: small GTPase-mediated signal transduction. The record is from RefSeq and is a predicted model, not a curated record. Bases 294 to 1112 code for a protein of 272 amino acids. Gene Ontology annotation, molecular function: GTPase activity; GTP binding. Lineage: Eukaryota; Metazoa; Arthropoda; Insecta; Hymenoptera; Apidae. The transcript is spliced from 3 exons.